AUGUUUGUGGAAAUCGCGGCACAGUGCAUUUGGGGAUCCAUUAAAGACGUUUAUAAAAUAGACUUAUUCAACGUCUACAAUAUUGUGGUAUUCAUUGUGGUAAUUGGACUAGUCAGACUCGUUCAGUGGGUCCGGUAUCUUCGGAGUUUGCCGCCCGGACCUUGGGGAUUCCCCAUUCUCGGUUAUCUUCCGUUCAUCAAGGGUGACUUGCAUCUCCAGUUUGGCCGACUGGCUGCUGAAUACGGGUCAAUGUUCAGUGCUAAACUCGGCAGCCAGCUAAUUGUUGUUCUCAGCGAUCAUCGCACCAUCCGCGAGACAUUCAGGCGAGAAGAAUUUUCCGGAAGGCCACACACUGAAUUCAUGAAUAUUCUCGGCGGUUAUGGUAUUGUCAAUACCGAAGGCGCGAUGUGGAAAGAACAGAGAAAAUUUCUCCAUGAAAAGUUACGAUAUUUCGGGAUGACUUACAUGGGAAACGGAAGAAAAUCCAUGGAGACUAGAAUAAAGCGCGAAAUAGAAACUAUGAUACACACGCUGUCAGUAAAGAGCGGCGCACCAACAGAUCUUUCACCUACACUGAGCGUAUCAAUCAGCAAUGUCAUCUGCUCGAUCAUAAUGGGGGUAAGAUUCCAGCACGGAGACGCUAAAUUCAGCCGAUUCAUGGAGCUGAUUGACGAAGGAUUUAAACUUUUCGGGAGAAUGGUUCCUGUUAACUUCAUUCCGUUGAUGCGGUACCUGCCUGGACUGUGCAAGGUCCGCGACAAGCUGUCCCGCAACAGAUCCGAAAUGGCAGAAUUCUUCCAAGAAACUGUCGACGAGCACCGCAACACCUUCGACAAAGAAAACAUCAGGGAUAUCGUGGACGCUUAUCUCGUUGAAAUUGAGAAAGCUCAGACGGAGGGAAGAUCGGCGUCGCUGUUCCAGGGAAAGAAUCACGAUCGUCAAAUGCAUCAAAUACUGGGGGAUUUGUUCUCUGCCGGAAUGGAAACCGUGAAAACAACUUUAGAGUGGGCUGUAAUUUUAAUGCUCCACCAUCCAGAAGCGGCCAAAGCCGUCCAAGAAGAACUGGACCACAUUGUCGGGAGAUCACGUAUGCCCGCAUUGGAAGACCUUCCUUACUUGCCAAUUACCGAAGCCACAAUUCUCGAAGUAAUGAGGAGAUCCAGUAUUGUACCACUUGGAACCACUCACGCAACUACUAGAGACGUUAAGUUUAACGGAUUCACAAUACCAGCAGGAACGCAAGUAGUACCGCUACUCCAUGCAGUUCACAUGGAUCGAUCAACAAUCACAACUACUGUUGAUAUUGCUUGCUACUUACUUACCUAG
Messenger RNA from Cotesia congregata, 1326 nucleotides. The record is from the annotation of a GenBank genome assembly. Lineage: Eukaryota; Metazoa; Arthropoda; Insecta; Hymenoptera; Braconidae.